Molecule: messenger RNA, 3458 nt
Organism: Amblyraja radiata (thorny skate)
Lineage: Eukaryota; Metazoa; Chordata; Chondrichthyes; Rajiformes; Rajidae
Product: coiled-coil domain-containing protein 81
Exons: 17
Coding region: 1015-2916 (633 amino acids)
Cellular component (GO): microtubule organizing center
Source: RefSeq, a predicted model, not a curated record
UCCAAGCACACCACCCUCUGUGUAAAAAAAGUUCCCCCCGAACAUCUUUAAACUUUGCCCCAUUCAUCUUAAAGUUAUGUCCUCUGGUAUUUGAUUUUCCCCACCCUGGGAAACAUGUCAUAACUAUUCAAUCUAUACCUUUCAUAAAUUUAUAUAUUUCCAUCGGGUCUCUCCGCAACCUCCUGAAAAAACAAUCCAAGACUGACAAACCUCUCACUGUAGCUAAUAUCUCCUAAUCCAGGCAUCAUUGUAGUAAACUUCUGCGCCCUUUCCAAUGCCAAUAUAUCCUUGCAAUGGGACAACCAGAAUUACAUGACAUAUUCCAAAUACCGCCUAAUCAAAGUCCCUAAAAGCUGCAUCAUGACUUCCUGACAUAUACAAUGCUCCUUGCUAUUUGUAUGAUUUAAUAACAUUACCUGUUACUACCAAAUGCAUACAAACGUCUAGUAUUUAAUAUUUAAAAAUCUCAGAUUUGCUUUUCAAGACGUACCAUUUUAUGGAGUUUGACACAUUUAUUGUCAUAAAGUCCCACAGAGUUGCACAAUAUCACUUGGAUGGACAUCAAUUUUGCUCCUCCCUACAGAUGAUGAUGGAAAGCUUAACCUGUAGUAAUGCUGUUAAUUACCCUAAUUAAUUCUUGUAAUCUUACUGAUUCUGCAAUGGCAGAACGGCGGCCCAUUGUUUACACAUCCUUUGAAAAAAUACCUUUUGUGCUGGCAAAGCUCUUUGGUAAAGGUCAAAUUGUGAAGCAAUUUGAGAAUGAACAAUAGGACAUUUUAUUUACAGUACAAAUCGAUAAGUUACAUAUCAGGGAGCUCUAACGCAUAGACGCAUGCAGCCACACCGGGCCAGCAAUCUUUGCCAGCAACUUCAGAGGCAAGUCUGGGAAAAGGUUGCGGGUCCACUUCGAUGGUGCCGCCCUCGCCGCCACCCUGAAGAACACAUGUCGUCAGCGACGUCACACUAGAUAUUGUGAACAUAUGGGCAAAUGUUUCUGCUUUCGUGGAUCGCCACAUGUCCCUCCAGAAGGGAGUACAUAUCUCAGGAUUGGGGACUUUUACAUUCUCACAGCAAAGGUUGGAUAUUGGACAUCGAUUGAUUUUAUUACAAAGGCCAGUAUUUGUGAUGUCUGAAAAAUUCCUGCAGAUCCAUGGAUUAUCGCGCGCAAAACAGCACGUAUCCGGUGACAUACCCAUCGUUAAACUUAAUUUUACAUUCCUUGCUUUGGAGAGUCCUUAUGAUCGAGAUACAGUUGAAGGAUGUGUCAAAGAGACUUUGCAGAUCAUGAAUCGUUACAUCGCCUGUAACCGUGAUGUGAAUUUUCCAUUCAAAGAUAUUGGUGUGCUAACGAUACGAAAUAACAAGGUCAAAAUGAAGUUUUAUAGAGAAUUUCUUAAUGCCAUGGAUGGUACUGGAAAUUUAGUGAAAGCUCUUUCAAAUCGACCUGGAACUGCAGACUCGAUACAAUCUAUCAGAGAUGCGUGCUCAAUCCGGCCUGCUACAACUAAUUCCGUUCUGUUUCCCAGGAUUCAAACAGUUGAUGUCAAUGAUCGGAAAUCAGUGAUUCAGACAAUCAAAGAAGAAGAUGAAAUGGAAAAUGAUGAAAACCCUUGUGAACCUCAUAGAACUGAAAUAAGCAAAGAAAAUGAACAAACUGAAAAAAUGAAGGAAAAAGAGAAAGGUAGAGAAACAACAGAAAUGCCUCUUGUCAAGCACCCUACUGUUAGACAACCUCUGACUCCUGCUAAAGCCUCUUCUGUAGGUCUGAUGGACGAUUUUCAAAGAACUGUUGAACCAAAAGAUUUAUUGGAAAGGUUGUCUUCUCCAUAUCGUUCUUUAUCCUGUCAGUCUGCCAUUCACAGUACAAACAUGCAGGCAGCAAAGAUCAAGGCACCGCCAGCUACUGCCUGCUCUGAUCAUUGCCGGGCAGGACAGGAGCUAUGUUAUCUUUGCAUGCAACGAGGUCUGAAAAAUUUCCCAAUUGAUCUUUCGGAAAAUAGAAGAAGAAAAGGCCUGGAGGAGGAACAUUUACUGCAUCAAUAUCAACAAAUGAAGGACCAGGAGGCCCUUUUUCAGGAGCAGUGUGAAAUGUUGGCUGGCAGAGAAUAUAACCAAAAGAUUUCAGCAUUCAACGUAGGAGUCGCUGAGGCCAAAAAGAGACGGAAGAAUUCAAAAUGCAAAGAUGCCUCUAACGGAUACAUAUUCCAAAAGAGACUCUUAACACCGCCAGUCAUUCUAAAACAACAGCAUUAUGCACAGUGUUUGAAAAACCAGAUGGAAGACAAAAGACAAAGAGAGAACAGAAAGAAACAAGAUGAAGAUUUUCUGGAUCGCUUAGAACAAGUACAGUUAGCUGAAGAUCUUGCUGUCCAGAGAGAAAUGUAUCAGAAAGAGAAACAGGAACAAAAAGAAGUCUAUAAAUUGGCACUGGAUAUACAGAGAAAAGAGAAAUCACGUCAGCUGCCAGCAUUUGUCCCUGAUUCUUCUGGGCCAAUUUUCGGUAGUUCUGACUUGCAAGGAAAGUCAGAAGAACAGAAGCAAGCUGCACGUAAUCUUUAUAAGGAGCAGGUGCAGGCUGCAGCUGAUCGUAAAAAAUAUGAUAUUCUGAAUCAACUCUAUGAACAGAAAGCGGCAUCAGAAAUACUGGAGAGAAACAGGAAAAGUCUAUUGGAAGAACGUAAAAAGCGAUAUGAGCAUUUACAGAAAAUGCGUAGAACUUUAGAGGAAGCCUGGGAUGAAAAUGUAACUAUGAAACGAUUGAAAGAGUAUGAACAAAAACAACAUUCAAAAAUGGGAAGCAUUUUUCUACUUGAUCAAGUUAAGAAUUACCGGCGAUGUUUUCAGUGCAAGCGACGCUUAGCAAAUUGUGGGGAGACAAACAUCUGGAAUAAUGCAUUCUUUACAACUGGAGUAUAAGAAUUACUCUAUUCCCAAUAAGUAUGGAAAGUCAACUCCUAUAAAAAAAAAAAGAAAAUUCUAAAAAUAUUUUAGCGAUUAAUAAUGUUUCAGUACAUUUCUUUAGUUUACUGUGAAGCUCUUGUUUUCAUGGGUGUCAUGACUCCUGCUGUAAUCAUGGUCAUGCAUUGUUAAUUACUUUUGUCUCAUCAAGAAGUUUUUUCACCAUCUUAUAAUAAAUUCAUAUUGCAACAUGGGUACCUUUGAAAUCAUUUCAACCCUUGAACACAUCGAGGCAACUAAAAACAAAAAGAUACUGCUUUGAGACUCUUAUUUAUGAGAUAAGAAUUUGGAUACCUUUUAAUUUUUUAUUUAAAAUCUCUUGGAAGCUUCUAUGCUAAAAAUGUCCAGAGCUGCAUAUAUUUGAAAUCAAAUAGUGGUUAUCUGGGCUACUUAGCAUUCAAAUUAAUUUUUAUGUUAAAUUUGACCAAUCUGAUCUCCACUUGGAUAUAAUUUUUAUUUCAUAGAAACAUAGAAAAUAGGUGCAGCUGGAGGCCAUUCAG